AAAGGGGUCCCCGACUCCGCCGCGGGCGCCUCCCACGGUCCAGGGGCGCGACCAGCUCCCGCGAGCCUCGCUCGCCCCCUGCUGGCCACGAGUCGCCUUCCCCGACGACGAGCACGUCCACGACACUCACGCGCUGAGGUGACUGUGUGUUUUUGAGGAGGACGGUAAUCUGUAGCCUACGCCCAGGCACCCCAGGCUUUGUCCGGCCGGGAGGACCCGGCCCAGCGGUCCAGCCUGAAGCCCCUGGAGUCCGCGGCAGAGCUACGACGGGGGCUGCGGGAAGCCCGCCAUCCAAGCGCCGCCGCUCGGACUCCACCGGCCCCUCGGCCGUCAGGAUGGGAAUGUGGGCCCCGACAUCCGGGGCCCCUCGGUGGCCGCCCACGCGGGCCCUGGGCACGGACGCCUCAGCUCGCCGGGCACCACAGAGAGCCGGCAAGCGAUCGGGUGCCGCGGGACCGGCAGGCGGAGCCUCCCAUUGGCCGCGGCCUCAGAAGUCCUCCAUUGGUCGAAAGCCAGGAGGGCGGAGGCCUCCAUUGGCCUGGCGCUGCGCAGUGCCGCGCGGCCUUCUGGGAGUUGUAGUCACAGCGUCGCCGGCGCAGCCGCCAUUGUUCCGUGAGCGGCUAGUCCGGUGGUCGGGUUGGUGGAGGCGGCCCUGUGAUUUGGGGCUCUCCUCGGGCUUCUGUCCUCAAUCCGUCGGCCCCAGAUGGGCCCCGAGGACGAAGCAGCAGGAGUGACGAUGGCUGCAGAGCUACCGGCCGUUCGACUGCAGGAGCCUGUGACCUUCCGAGAUGUGGCUGUGGACUUUACCCAGGAAGAGUGGGGGCAGCUGGACCCUACGCAGAGGACCCUGUACCGUGAUGUGAUGUUGGAGACCUUUGGGCAUCUGCUGUCUGUGGGUCCUGAGCUUCCCAAACCUGAAGUCAUCUCCCAGCUGGAGCAAGGAGCUGAACUAUGGGUAGCAGAGAGAGGAAUCACACAGAGCUGUCAUCCAGGCUGGGAGCCUAGACCUGAAAGCCAGGCAUCUUCCAAGGAGCAGGGCCCUCAAGAAGAGGAGCCAUCCCGUGUCACGAAAGAGGAAGGAUCCCCAAGGGGAGUGUCCUAUCCCUCCGUGUCGGGAAAAGACCGGGAACAUGAGGGCCAGGGCCAGGCACUCGAGAAGGGCCAGAAUAGCAUGAGACAACUGGGAUUUGGUCUCAAGGAAGCACCAGUUCAGGAUCUACACUAUGAAAGUCUCGGACUUGGGGAAAACCAGGUCCUGAGCACAGACCCACAUCCGUUCCCAGAAAUUUCUAAGACAGAAUACAUCUGUCCUUAUGGCUCACAGGUCACAAACUUGAAACCUAAAUCAAGCUCAGUCAGUCAACAGACAGGCUCCCCCGGGAAAGAGACCUGUGAAAACAAUGACUGUAGCAAAGCUUCCAGUCAGGCUGUUCCAGAACUCACAAAAACCCAGGUACAGGAUAAACCCUACAAAUGUACUGACUGUGGGAAGUCAUUUAACCAUAAUGCACACCUCACAGUGCACAAGAGGAUUCAUACAGGAGAAAGGCCUUAUAUGUGCAAAGAGUGCGGAAAGGCCUUCAGCCAGAAUUCCUCCCUCGUUCAACAUGAGCGAAUCCACACGGGAGACAAACCCUAUAAAUGUGCUGAAUGUGGGAAAUCUUUCUGCCACAGCACACACCUUACUGUCCAUCGGAGAAUUCACACUGGGGAGAAACCCUACGAGUGUCAGGACUGUGGGCGGGCCUUCAACCAGAACUCUUCACUGGGCCGGCAUAAGAGAACACACACUGGGGAGAAGCCAUACACCUGCAGCGUGUGUGGGAAAGCCUUCUCUCGGACCACCUGCCUUUUUCUGCACCUGAGGACUCACACGGAGGAGCGGCCCUACGAGUGUAACCACUGUGGGAAGGGUUUCAGGCACAGCUCCUCCCUGGCCCAGCAUCAGCGAAAACAUGCUGGGGAGAAGCCCUAUGAAUGCCGGCAAAGGCUCAUCUUUGAGCAGACGACAGCUUUAACAAAGCACCAAUGGGCAGAAGCCCUCAGCUGUGACCCACCUUUGAGUCAAGAUGAGAGGACUCACCAAAGCAACAGGCCCUUCAGAUGUCAUCAGUGUGGGAAAUGUUUCAUUCAGAGCUCUCACCUCAUCCGACAUCAGAUAACUCACACCAGAAAGGAGGAGCCCAGCGGACGUAACCGACGACGGGAGCAGUCCUCGGACGCAAGUUCACACUCAGCACAGCACUCGAGUUCAGGAGAGAAUUCUGCGGACCAAGCAAAGUCAGGACAGCCAGCAAGCAGGGCCCUUGCAUUGUUUGACAUCCGUGAAAUCGUGCAAGAAAAAAACCCUGUGCAUGUUAUUGGGGUGGAAGAGCCUUCCAUGAGCACUUCUGUGUUAUUUGACAUCAGGGAAUCCACAGGUUUAUUUAGAAUAGCGCUGAGCACGGACCUGAGCGUGGCCGUCUGUGCCUCUGUGGGAGUGCGUCCCAUCUCACAGGCCCCAGGCACACGUCUGCUCCUCUCUGCAGGCAUAGGCAGGGCCCUGGGUUCGUGUGAUGAUGAAGCUCUGACAUUCCUGCAGACCCUGCUCCAAGGUUCCAGCCUUUCUGUUUCUGAGUGCCGCUGCCAGAUGGCUGUCCCCAAGAGUUCCCUGAGCCCAGUGCCCUGGGAACAGAACAGCUUCUUUCAAGUGAAGGUGGAAGAAGAAGAAGCCAGCCUCUCUCCAGGCCAGCAAUCCGGCCUUGACCACACUGCCCACCCUGAGGCUGCACGUCUGCGCUUCCGGCACUUCCGCUACGAGGAGGCAUCCAGCCCACAGGAGGCCCUGGCCCGGCUCCGAGAGCUGUGUCGCCAGUGGCUGCAGCCGGAGACGCACUCCAAGGAGCAGAUGCUGGAGCUGCUGGUGCUGGAGCAGUUCCUGGGCACGCUGCCCCCCGAGAUCCAGGCCUGGGUGGGGGCCCAGUGCCCCACGAGUGGAGAGGAAGCUGCUGUGCUGGUGGAGGAUCUGACUCAAGUGCUGGAGAAGAGAGGCUGGCAGCCCGGAGUGGAGCCUACGGAGGCAAGCUGCAAGCAGGGAGGUGUGGAGGAGUCAGAACCAUCAGAAGGGGCCGCUGAAACCCUCAUGGGAGGUUUUUCCUUGGGACCUACCUUUGUUGAUGCCUGUGAGCCUGAGGGCAGCUCAGAGAGGCAGGUAGGGCUCUUCAACGAGAUCUGGACAAAGGCUGUCACUCAAGAAGUAGGUUUUGGGAGAACUUCACGGCCCUGCCAGGAUGCCCCUGCAGAUCAGCCUGUCUAUGAAUCUGGUGCCUCGGGAACUGGUUCCGACAUGUGGUCCACUUUCACCUGCCAAGAGAAAGCUGAUUCCGAGCAGAGGUCCAGUCCGGCGAGUGGUUGUGGGACAGAGCCUCCCUGCCCACACUCAGGGAAGAAAUCCUUCCCGUGUGGCAGGUGCAGGAAAACCUUCCAGAGCGCCUCAGCCCUCGAGGCUCACGAGAAGAGCCAUUCUCGCAAGACUCCCUACGCCUGCAGGGAGUGUGGCAAGGCCUUUGGCCGGAGCACUCACUUAGCCCAGCACCAGGUUGUCCACACGGGGGCGAAGCCCCACCAGUGUAAGGAGUGUGGCAAGGCCUUCAGUCGGAUCACCCACCUGACCCAGCACCAGAGGAUCCACACUGGAGAGAAACCGUACAGAUGUGGAGAAUGUGGCAAAACCUUCAGCCGCAGUACCCAUCUCACCCAGCACCAGCGGGUGCACACGGGGGAGAGGCCCUAUGAGUGUGAUGAGUGUGGAAAGGCCUUCAGCCAGAACACCCACCUGACCCAGCACCAGCGCAUCCACACCGGGGAGAAACCCUACAAGUGUGACGCGUGUGGGAGAGCCUUCAGCGACUGCUCAGCUCUCAUUCGACACCUGAGAAUACACUCUGGGGAGAAGCCGUAUCAGUGCAAGGUGUGUCCCAAGGCCUUUGCGCAGAGCUCCUCCCUCAUCGAGCACCAGAGGAUCCACACGGGAGAGAAGCCGUAUCAGUGCAGGGACUGUGGGAAGGCCUUCAGCCGCAGCUCAGCCCUCAUGGUGCACCUGAAGAUCCACAUCACAGUGCUGCAGGGACUGGCGGACACCCUCCGGGAGUAGCACAGCACCCACUUAGGCUCAGCCUCCGAGAGAUACUGAGUUCUGAAAGAGCCAAGAACGGGUGGACAGCUGAGGAGCCCCCCAGACGGUAAGUGGCCGAGGACAGACUGCAUUGAGGAUCCAGACAGAGGCCACGGACAGACACAGCAGCUGGAGGAGCCUCCAGGAGGAUCCUUGCACGUCUCAGAGAGAACAGCCGAGCUGCAGAUUCGGAUUGGUUCUCAGGACCAGGGCAGGUGAGAGGAGAUGUCUGUCAGAACUCAGUUACCCAAGAGGCCUGGGACAGGGAGGCACCAGCUUCCUGUUCUUAGGGCUGCUCUUCUUGCCUGUUCCUCUGCCACCCAGCCCAGAAGGGACAUCUGGCAUGCCUGCCUCUGUGCCUUUGAACCUCUUUCCACUUCACCCUCCUGGGUGCUGACUGGUUGAGGCUGCCUCCCCAGGCCCUCUGGCCCUCUCCUGUGCUCCCUGUCUCAUUUGGUGUUGCUACCUGACACUUGCUUACAAU
Messenger RNA from Oryctolagus cuniculus (rabbit), 4637 nucleotides. Lineage: Eukaryota; Metazoa; Chordata; Mammalia; Lagomorpha; Leporidae. The record is from RefSeq and is a predicted model, not a curated record.